This is a messenger RNA of Trichoplusia ni (cabbage looper), 4733 nucleotides long. RefSeq names its product neural-cadherin-like. The transcript is spliced from 14 exons. Gene Ontology annotation, cellular component: cell-cell junction; plasma membrane. Gene Ontology annotation, molecular function: calcium ion binding. Gene Ontology annotation, biological process: homophilic cell-cell adhesion. The coding region runs from base 632 to 4591 and encodes 1319 amino acids. Lineage: Eukaryota; Metazoa; Arthropoda; Insecta; Lepidoptera; Noctuidae. The record is from RefSeq and is a predicted model, not a curated record.
UAUUGGGCGUAGGAGAUAAGUAUUUUAGAAUUUAAUUUAGUUUUUCUGGAUACUUGAACUAAGUUCUUACCUAUCUUAGCUAUCCAACGAAAAAGAUUUCAAUUCGAACCAGUAGGUACCUAGGUAUUCGUAAGUACUAAAGCAAGAAAUAAAUUAGUUAUGUAUGUAGUAAAUUACCGCAUUGCAUGCAUGCAUUUUAAGUGCAUGGUCAAUAUAAUAGAGAAAUAAAAAUGCGAAAGUAGUAUACCUACGGCGCGGCGUGACCAAAAAUCUAAUAAUAAUAAAAGUAUUGAAGGGGAAUUAACCGCGUUACUGGAUGCAGUAAUAGCAUGGCACGGCGAGCCGCCGAGCCGCCGAGGGUUAAAGCUAAGAACCAAAAGCUUCAGUAGCCGGGCGCGCGGGCGGGACAAUCAGGGGUUGUAGAAGCGGGGGUGGAGGGGGUCGGGCGGAGGGCGCUCGAUACGCGCGCGCGCCGCGCUCCGCUUUCAGCCAGUCGCAUUUCGACGUCGUUGCGCUCAGUUUGUGUCACGCUCAUCGGCGCGCAUCUGUCAAACGCUACGAUAUCGAUAUAAAAGACAUACGUUCUUAAUAAGUAAUGUCGGGAUAAUUGUACCGUAUCCUCGUAAGAGCAAUGGCGCGCACAUUGCUGGCGAGCGGUGCGCUGCUCUGCGCGCUCAGCGCGGUGCUGCAAGCGCGCGCCCUCACCUUACUGCCGCACGACGUGCGCCCCGGGCAUGCCGUCAGACACUUCAUCGGCAACCACUCACGGUAUACGCUCCUAGAUCCGGAGUUCGCCCCUUACUUCACUCUUCUCGAUGAUGGCCUACUCAUGACCACUGCUGACCUAACACCUCUGCUCAAUCAGCCCAUCAAUCUCGCUAUACUAGAACAAACUCCAUAUAGCAGCUCGGCACAUGCCAUUCACCUCCUAGUGAUGGACCGCCGACGAAUGCUACAUUUCACCGCAGCCAACGGCCUAAUAGGAGAAAUAUCGGAAAAUGCUCCACCUGGAUCAGUUGUUGAUCUACUUCCUAUAAAAGCUACGGCACUUAUAGAUGUAGGUCCACUGGCGUACAAAAUAAUUAAAGGCAAUGAAGAUUCUAUUUUUUCAUUACGCCAAAAAGGAAAGACCGAGUCAAAUCCAGAAAUUAAAUCAGUCGUUACCGAUGGUGAUGUUGAAAUGAUUGCCAUUAAAUCAUUAGAUGCCGAAGUAAAGAAUUUAUAUGAAAUUGUUAUACAAGCAACUGACAUUCAUGGAGCGAAUAAAGCACAUCUUCCCGUUAGGAUAGAUGUGGUUAAUGAAAAUGAUCACGAGCCAGAAUUUGACCAAAAUGUCUAUUACUUUGCUGUAAAUGGAACUGCUGACGAAAAUGGACCUAAUGGCACUGCACACUGGCAGAGGUUUUCAAAUAUUGGACAAGUUCAUGCUUAUGAUGCUGAUGGAGAUCGGGUAUACUAUUCUUUGCAAACACCAAGUAAUUUGGCGGUAAUAGUGCCUCAAACAGGUGAACUUAUACUGGCUGGCGAGCCUGAUGGUCAUGAGGCUGAAUUGAGAGUGCUCGCACACGAUACCGGUUUUCCCCAACGUAAGAGUCAACCUGCUCGGGUCUUCCUUGAAUUUGUAGUUCGUGAUCAGAGAGAAUUACCGGUUCUUCAUCGUGAAAAGCGACGUGUAACCCGUGCCGUACGACCAACAAAACGUAUCGAAUUCACGGAGGCCGAUGGCGAAGUAGAAGGACGAGCCGUAUUCACGUUAGAAAAGGAAACUGACCGCGAGACUUUUAAAAUUCGGGACGAAAAUCCGUGGGUUACCGUUGAACCAAGUGGUGUAGUGAAAGUUAAAAAGAAGUGGGACUAUGAGGAGUUAGGACCGGAGAAGACCAUUGACUUCUGGGUGACCAUCACCAACGCAGGAAAUGGAGUUGCGCUUAAAUAUACUGACAACCAGCGAGUAAUAAUUCACGUGAAGGAUGUAAACGACGAACCUCCUUACUUCAUUAACCGUCCACUACCGAUGCAGACUGUAGUACAGUUGAACGCGGCUCCAAACACCCCGGUGUUUACUCUGCAAGCCAGGGAUCCUGAUACUGACCAUAAUAUCCACUACUUCAUCGUGAGGGAUAGGACUGGGGGCAGGUUUGAGGUCGACGAGAGAUCAGGAGUGGUGCGCACCAGAGGAACCGACCCCUUCCAACUGGAUAUGGAGUACGUGCUGUAUGUGAAAGCCGAAGAUCAGAACGGUCGUGUUGACGAGAGAAGGUUCCAGUCGACUCCUGAAGAACGACUCAGCAUUGUAGGAGGCAAGCGAGCACCACAGUUCUAUCUCCCAAGCUACGAAGCUGAAAUCGCUGAAAACCAGAAGAAAGAUUCUGAUAUAAUCUCUGUCAAAGCGAAAUCCUUUGCCGACCGUGAAAUCCGCUACACUCUGAAGGCUCAGGGUCAGGGCGCUGGUACGUUCAACAUCGGACCAACGUCAGGCAUCGUCAAGCUGGCUAAGGAAUUGGACUUCGAAGACCUUCGGCAGCCUCAUGUCUAUUCCCUAGUUGUCACCGCUACUGAAGAUUCUGGAGGAUUCUCUACAUCUGUCGAGCUCACAAUUCGCGUCACCGACGUCAACGAUAACGCACCAAAGUUCGAACUCCCCGAUUACCAAGCGCACAACGUUGACGAAGACAUUCCUCUCGGCACCAGCAUUCUCAAGGUCAAAGCUAUGGACGCUGACUCUGGGAAAAACGCAGAAAUCGAAUAUCUAGUUUCAGAUGACCACUUCAGUGUUGACUCAAAUGGCAUCAUUACAAACAAUAAGCAACUCGACGCCGACAAUAACAACGCAUACUACGAAUUCGUCGUCACUGCUAAAGAUAAAGGAGAACCAGCUAAGACUGGCACAGCCACCGUCAGGGUUUAUACUAAGAACAAGAAUGAUGAGGAACCGAAAUUCUCUCAACAAGUAUACACCCCGAAUGUCGACGAAAAUGCUGGACCAAACACUCUUGUAACUACUGUGGUCGCAUCGGACAAGGACGGUGACAACGUUAGGUUUGGCUUCGUUGGCGGCGGAACUAGCUCAGGACAAUUCGUAAUUGAAGAAAUAACUGGUGUAAUUCGACUUCACAAUAAAGCUAUAUCACUAGACCGAGACAAAUAUGAACUGAAUGUGACGGCUAUGGACGACGGUGCCUGUUGCGUUAACGGCGAUGCUACUAUACACACUUCUACAGCUGUAGUAGUCGUCUUCAUAACUGACGUCAACGAUAACAAACCUAUAUUCAAGGACUGUCCGACAUAUUUCCCAAAAGUCGAAGAAGGAGCACCGAACGGUAGUCCUGUUAUCAAAGUACACGCUACUGACGAAGAUAAAGGCGUUAACGGUCAAGUCAAAUACUCAAUAGUACAACAACCAAACCAAAAAGGGACAAAAUUCACUGUCGACGAAGAAACUGGUGAAGUAUCGACUAACAAGGUGUUCGACAGGGAAGGUGACGACGGAAAGUUUGUAUCGGUAACAGUGAAGGCGACAGAUCAAGGAGAACCAUCGCUGGAAGGUGUUUGUUCGUUCACCGUCGAAAUCACUGAUGUGAACGACAACCCUCCGCUAUUCGACCGACAAAAAUAUGUGGAGAACGUUAAACAAGACGCCAGUAUUGGCACGAACAUAUUGCGAGUGUCUGCAUCUGACGAGGAUGCCGACAAUAACGGCGCCAUUAUUUACACUUUGAGUGCUCCCUAUAAUCCCGCCGAUAUUGAGUAUUUCGAAAUCCAACCCGAGUCGGGUUGGAUUGUUCUAAAGAAGCCACUCGACCGGGACAGGUAUCGACUGCGCGUGCGCGCCUCCGACAGAGGCGACCCGCCCUCCUCCGCAGACGUGGACGUUGAAUUAGACGUGGUAGACAGGAACAAUAAGCCCCCCAUCUGGGACAUGACCACGUAUGGCCCCGUUCACAUCAAAGAGAAUGUCACAGUGGGUACCGUAGUGACCAGUGUGAAAGCCAGCUCGGGCAUUGAGAACAACCCGACCGUGUUUUACCGGCUGAUGCCCGGCUCUACGGCGCAAACCAACAAAUUCCACACUUUUUAUUUACAACAAAGGGCGGACAACGGGUUUACAUGGGCCGAUAUAAAAGUUAAUCACCCACUUGACUAUGAGAGCAUCAAGGAAUAUAAUCUCACGAUCCGAGUAGAGAACAAUGGGGCGCAACAACUGGCUUCGGAGGCGACGGUGUACAUCAUGCUGGAGGACGUCAACGACGAGAUACCUUUGUUUACGGAACGAGAGCAAGAAACUGUUCUGGAGGGCGAGCCCAUCGGGACCAAGGUCACACAAGUCAACGCCAUCGAUAAGGACGGCACCUUCCCCAACAAUCAGGUGUACUACUACAUAGUUGAUUCGCCGCGCAACGAGGGGAAGGAUUUCUUCGAGAUCAGCAUGCAGACCGGCGAGAUCUUCACGAAGGUGGUGUUCGACAGAGAGAAGCAGGGAGCGUACGCGUUGGAGGUGGAGGCCCGGGACGGAGCACCCUCGGCGCGGCCCAACUCCGACAACCAACCCAACUCAGGUAAGGGAAACCUUUCAGCGCGGGAAAUCGGAUAAGUAUGAGAAUUUAUUCUUACCUGAAAUAGAAAAACGGCGAGGGCUUAAAGCAACUUAUAGCAGGGAAAUCGGAAUAUACACUGUACAGUACGACAAGGCAAUUAAAUUAGUUAGAUAUUUAUGUAUUACUGAGUAAUAAUAU